This is a messenger RNA of Corticium candelabrum, 951 nucleotides long. RefSeq lists its product as uncharacterized. NCBI's taxonomy places the organism in Eukaryota, Metazoa, Porifera, Homoscleromorpha, Homosclerophorida, Plakinidae. The transcript has 2 exons. The record is from RefSeq and is a predicted model, not a curated record. The coding region runs from base 1 to 951 and encodes 316 amino acids.
AUGCCAUGUCAUGUGAAUUUAGAACCAGAAAUAUACGAUGUGGAGAAAAAUGAACAGGCAGAUGAUUUUCCUACAGAUCAUAUCGAUGGCUUACGAAAAGAGUUGGCGGUAGCUUACUUGACAAUAAGCAGUCUCAAGCACACCAUUCAGCGGCUUUCUCCUUUCACAGAAGACUCAAUGCAGUCAUCCACUGAUGGGUUCAUUCAGCACUACACUGGUCUUCCAAAUUUCAAAGUUUUGAAGGCAGUGUUUGAUUAUGUUACACCACAAGACAUGCGCACUAAAUUGUCAAGAUUCCAAAGAGUUUAUGAUGCUGAGUUACAGCCACUAAUUUUGUGGCCUGAUAGAGACAUUCUGAGAAAGACUAUGCCGGAAUGUUUCCUGUCCUCAUUUGGAGAAAAAGUGGCAGUUAUUAUCGACUGUUUUGAAAUUUUUGUUGAAAGGCCUACAAAUCGUUUAGCUCGAGCAUGUACUCGGUCCCAAUACAAACACCACAACACGGUACAAUUCUUGAUAGGCAUAGCACCACAAGGCAUCAUCUCAUCAAUUUCAGAUGCAUGGGGAGGCAGAGUCAGUGAUAAAUUUUUAACUGAGCACUCUGGAAUUCUCAAAAAGGUAUUGCCUGGAGAUGUGGUGCUAGCUGAUAUGGGAUUUGACAUUUCAGACUCAGUUGGAAUGCAGCAAGCUAAGUUGUACAUUCCUGCCUUUACAAAAGGAAAGGAUCAACUAGCUGCAUUUAAAAUGGAAGAAACCAGAUUAAUAGCAAACGUCCGCAUUCAUGUAGAGAGAGUCAUCGGCUGUGUACGGCAAAAGUUUACCAUACUGAAGGGUACGCUACCAAAGGAUUACAUCACAAGGCAUGCAGCUGAAGGCUGUCCCCUCAUCGAUCGAAUUGCUAAAGUUUGCUGUGCCCUAUGUAAUGUUUGUGACUCAGUUGUUCCAUUUGACUAG